Messenger RNA from Penicillium longicatenatum, 1971 nucleotides. RefSeq lists its product as uncharacterized. The transcript has 3 exons. Gene Ontology annotation, molecular function: long-chain fatty acid transmembrane transporter activity; long-chain fatty acid-CoA ligase activity. NCBI's taxonomy places the organism in Eukaryota, Fungi, Ascomycota, Eurotiomycetes, Eurotiales, Aspergillaceae. Bases 1 to 1971 code for a protein of 656 amino acids. The record is from RefSeq and is a predicted model, not a curated record.
AUGCCGUUGCCUUUCCUGUCUGAUGUGCCUUUGAGCAUUGCUCUGCCCGCGGCCGCAACAGCUUUAGCAUACCUGAACGCGAAGCAUUCACUCUUCUAUGAUGUUAGCCUCCUUAAGUCAAUGUUCAAGAUGAUGAAGAAGAGGAACUCAGCAGAAAAGAGCGAUCGCCUGAACCUCUUCUAUGUCCUCGAGAAUCACGCCCUCUCCCCCAGCACCGCCGACAAUGAUUUCAUCGUUUAUAACGGCCGAACAUGGAGUUUUCGUGAAACCUAUAAUAUGGCCCUGCGCUUUGCCAAUUGGUUCAAAAAUGUACACAACGUGUGUUCCAAAGAGAUUGUUGCCAUCGACUGCAUGAACUCAUCCACGUUCUUGUUCAUGAUUCUUGGGCUCUGGAGUAUUGGGGCGGUUCCUGCCCUCAUCAACUAUAAUCUGGCUGGCAAGCCUCUAACCCAUUCCCUCAAGGUGUCAACUGCCAAACUUGUGAUUGUGGACGAGGAAGUCCGCAAUAAAUUCACACCGGAGCUGAUGGAGUCAUUGGCCUCUCCAAACUUCCGUGAUGGGAAAGGCCCGACUGAUGUAGUGUUCCUGACUCCCGACGUGGAGGCCCAGGUCUUGGAGAUGGCGCCAAUGCGGGAGGAAGAUACGGCUCGUGCUGGUCUACUCCCGCGCGACAUGGCCUUGUUGAUUUAUACCAGCGGUACCACGGGUCUUCCCAAACCCGCAAUCGUCAGCUUGCACAAAGGCUGGUCCAGUACUUGCUUCGUAGGAAACUGGAUGAGUAUGACCUCUGCAGAUCGCUUCUUUACGUGCAUGCCUCUGUAUCAUGCCUCCGCAGCCCUGCUUGGAUUCGUCGCCACCAUGCAUGCAGGCGCUACACUGAUUGUUGGUCGCAAAUUUUCUGCACGUAACUUCAUGAAUGAAGCUCGUGAGAACAACGCAACAAUCAUCCAAUAUGUCGGCGAGACUCUUCGAUACAUUCUCGGCGUGCCACCCCAGAUCGAUUCGGUCACGGGUGAGGAUCUAGACAAGAAGCAUAACAUUCGCAUUGCAUUUGGUAACGGCCUCCGUCCUGACAUCUGGAAUCGAUUCAAGGAACGUUUCAACAUACCCACCGUUGCCGAAUUUUACGCUGCUACCGAAGGCACAGCCGGGGCUUGGAAUCUCUCUUCGAAUGACUUCUCAGCAGGCGCCAUUGGCCGGAAUGGAGCUAUUGGAAACUUCAUUUUCGAACGAAACUCUGCCAUUGUCGACGUGGACUGGGAGAACCAGGAACCGUGGCGUGACCCGAAGACUGGCCUCUGCAAGAAGGUUGCUCGAGGCGAUCCUGGUGAGUUGCUAUUCCGGAUAGACCCUACCGACCCUAGCGCAGCGUUCCAGGGCUACUUUGGGAACUCCAAGGCUACCGAGAGUAAGAUUGUGCGCGAUGUCCUGAUCAAGGGCGAUGCAUUCUUUCGCUCAGGUGACGUGAUCCGAUGGGACAAGGAUGGUCGCUGGUACUUUUCCGAUCGACUGGGCGAUACUUUCCGGUGGAAGAGUGAGAAUGUCUCUACCAACGAGGUUGCCGAAGUCCUCGGCUCUCACCCGGAGGUGCACGAAGCCAACGUCUAUGGCGUGGCUCUCCCGAAUCAUGAGGGUCGUGCCGGAUGUGCGGCGCUGGUCUUGAACCAGCAGCUAGCUAGCGGUAACGCUUCUGGUCCAGCACUGAAGCCCUCGCCUGCCACGCUUGAAAGCAUUGCGGCGCAAACCCUAAAGAAUUUGCCACGCUAUGCAGCUCCGCUAUUCCUUCGGUUCAUGCCCGAGAUGCAGUCGACUGGGAACAAUAAACAGCAGAAGCAUAUCCUGCGUACCGAAGGUGUAGAUCUAGCCCAGGUCUCGAAGAACGAUCACCUGUACUGGCUGCAGGGCAACUCUUAUGUUCCAUUUGAACAGAAAGACUGGGAUCGGUUGAAUGGUGGCCAGGUUCGACUGUGA